CCUAGGUUAUAUUUUUUUUUUUCCACCUGGUAGGGGAAAAAAAAAGUUCUGAGGUCGAGCUGCUGUCAACAAACUCUUCCACUUUCUACAUCUCCAAACUGAUCCGAGUUGCGAGUUAUCUCUCCCACCCUCCACUUGACCAGCUCGACAAUUGUAUAGAGGUCUCCCCCCCAAUACACCCGAUUCAUUCUCCGUGUAUACAAGCUACGAGGAUAUCAUACCUACCUCCAACGGUUACAGCAAAGAUUCGUUGCAGCCAUGUCGAUGACACCCGUCGCGCUCUAUGGGCUCGAGGUCCCGCCCUUGGGCAUCAUGGUUCCUGCUAUGCAGGAAGAUAGUAUACCAGACGCUUGCUUCCGUAUUACCAUGGCCGCCCUUGACCCAACUGAGCCUCCCGAGCCCGAUGCGGACGGGAACCUUCCUAAUGUCCCUCGCGCUACCUUGAAGCUCAUCCGCAAGCGUGUUUCUCUCGAUGACGAUCUUGAUGACGACUACCUGAGCAAGUUGAUGGCCGGGGAUUCUGACGAGGAUUCUGACGACGAUGAAGAUGACGAUGAGCCCAAUGGCGGUCCCAGCGAUAAGGCCAAGUCCAAGAAGGCCAAGGCAGAGGCGCUUAAGAAGCUCAUCGCCGCUGCCAAUGCCGAGGACUCUGACGAGGACAUGGAUGAUGGCGAUGCCAAACCUAAUGGCAAAGUGAACAAGAAAGGCAAGGAGCCCGCAACCUCCAGUGACGAUGACGACGAUGAGAGCAUGUCAUCCGACGAUGUCGAGAUUGAGGAGCUUGUCCUUUGCACACUAGACACGGAGCGUAACUACCAACAACCAUUGGAUAUUACUAUCAGCCCUGAAGAGCAAGUUUUCUUCAUCGUUAAAGGAACACACACUAUUCACCUCACUGGUAACUACAUCGUUGAUACGGACGACGUCUCUGACUCUGAAGACGAUGAUGAGGAUGAUGACUAUGAUCUGCCUGAGGGCAUCGAGGGUAUGGAUGACUACGAGUCCGAUUCAGAAGUAGAUGAACUCGAUGAUAUCCAAGACCCGCGGAUCGCCGAGGUUGAUUCAGAGGAUGAAGAGGAGGCCCCCAAACUAGUCGACUCUAAGAAGGGCAAGAAGCGACCCGCCGAAGAGGAAGCCGAGAGCUUGGACGAUAUGAUCGCAAAGGCAAACGCUACCGAGGAGGGAAAACUCAGCAAGAAGCAGCAGAAGAAGUUGAAGAACAACAAGGGUGAAGCCGUCGCUAAAGAGGGUGCCAAGGCCGAGGCGCCCAAGGAGACUUCGACCAAGAGCGAUAAGAAGGUACAGUUUGCUAAGAACCUUGAGCAAGGCCCUACCGGUCCUGCCGCUGCCGAGAAGGGUGCUACCUUAGGCGUCAAGGUUGUGCAAGGCGUCACAAUUGAUGAUCGCAAGCUCGGCUCUGGUCGCGUCGUCAAGAAGGGCAACCGGGUCGAAGUUCGGUAUAUCGGUAAGCUUACCGACGGCAAAGUGUUCGACUCAAACAAGAAGGGAAAGCCCUUUAGCUUCAAGGCCGGGACUGGGGAUGUGAUCAAGGGAUGGGAUAUUGGUGUUCAAGGCAUGUCGGUCGGUGGAGAACGACGUCUCACCAUUCCCGCAAACCUUGCCUACGGCAGCAAAGCCCAGCCUGGCAUUCCAGCGAACAGCCAGCUAAUCUUCGAUAUCAAAUUGCUCGGUAUCAAAUAAGCAGACAAAAUGCACUAAUACCCUUGGUUCGGCGCGUGGUACAGAAUUCCCUUGGUGUGCAUUUUUCACCUUAGCUAUGACUGGUUUGUGGAUGCCAGUCAGGUGUAUUUAUUAUGCAGGCUGUGGUCUAUCUCCGUUUUGACUGGGGUAGAAUAUCUCCUGAACGAAUAUCUUUAUGGAUGGUUUGUAAUCUUGCGCUUUGGGGUCUCUGACCUGCGCGAGUCUGCGAGGAUCCGGUCUCCCCUAGACACGGGAAGCAGAUGUUGUUAUAAGGGAUGACGAGGUCUACAUUGCAUCAACGGCGUUAUCAAAAGUUGAUUUCGGAGGACAAUCUCAUGCGAUGGUGGGUCUCAUUGUUAAUUUUUCAGGUACAUAGCUAUGACACCUUUAGAUGAAUCCUGACUUCUCCAA
Molecule: messenger RNA, 2112 nt
Organism: Xylaria bambusicola
Lineage: Eukaryota; Fungi; Ascomycota; Sordariomycetes; Xylariales; Xylariaceae
Exons: 4
Coding region: 259-1701 (480 amino acids)
Cellular component (GO): chromatin; nucleolus
Molecular function (GO): macrolide binding; peptidyl-prolyl cis-trans isomerase activity
Source: RefSeq, a predicted model, not a curated record